Colletotrichum abscissum is the source of this 471-nucleotide messenger RNA. RefSeq lists its product as uncharacterized. NCBI's taxonomy places the organism in Eukaryota, Fungi, Ascomycota, Sordariomycetes, Glomerellales, Glomerellaceae. Gene Ontology annotation, molecular function: oxidoreductase activity, acting on paired donors, with incorporation or reduction of molecular oxygen; monooxygenase activity; iron ion binding. The transcript is spliced from 3 exons. The record is from RefSeq and is a predicted model, not a curated record. The coding region runs from base 1 to 471 and encodes 156 amino acids.
AUGAUCAGAUGCCUUUGUGCGCUGCAAGCAUCCACACUACCACAACGACCAUCGUACAAUAUCUGUAUGACCCAGCAUGGAGAUGUAAUCAACAGACGUCCGGCUUCCAACUUGGAGAGACUGAGCAGCUUUGUCAAGGAGGCACAAAGGUCUUGCUUUCCUGAUCUGACAACUUUCCACCACAACCCUUCUGCCUCAGUCACACUCUCUAAUGGGUUUUUCAUCACCAAAAGUGCAAGAAACGAAGUUGCUAGUGGCGCCAUCAACGCGGAUGUGGAACUCUCCGAUAUUCCCUCUGAGUUCGAUGAUUUACGAUUCUACAAGGAGAGACAAGAAUCGAACGAAGCUCGGUCAAAGUUCCAAGUCUCCAGUGAAAAGGAACUGAACUUUCCUGGAGUUACGAUCGCGCUGCCUACCCUAGAAGGUUCCUUGCCAAUCUCUUGGACAAGACGGUCCCGACGGAAGUCUUGA